AUGCUACCGCUGCAGACCGUGGUUGGGGCAGCCGAUCGUACUGAGUUCAGUUUCGUGGAGUGGUUGUUUACCCGAUCUCUGGUGAAACAUCGUCAUGCAAGAGAUCCCACCCGGUGGUGCUCCGUCCCCAGCGUCAAAGUACACCAGGUUGACCGGAUUGAAAACAGGACAUUCCUGAAACGAUACAUGCAGCGGCGAGAAGAGCUGCUCGAAGAGAGAGCAGGCCACAGCUGCUCCGCCUUGCGCGACAUCAAGACUUGGAUGGGCAAGACUCUUUCUGUACGACGAUCAGUAGAAGAGAUUUGCCGUUGCUCCGAGUCGGGUGUGAACUUGAAUGAGGUGCUGCUGUUCCAUGGAUCUACGCAUGGAAAAAUCAACGGCAUCUUGAACGGAGGGUUCGAUCCCCGGCUCGCGGGGCUGGGAACUGGAGCCAUGUUUGGCCAAGGAAGCUAUUUUGCGCACAAUGCUUCGAAGUGCUUCCGGUAUGCAGGUGAUGGCGGCUCCUCUACUGGAUUGCGGCAAUGUGUUGUUGUCGCCCGGGCAGUGCUCGGUAACCCGCACUACCAAGAGCACAUGUGUCCUGACCGGCGAUUGCCGCCAGCAAAUUGCCAUUCGUUAGUUGCCUUGACGAAGGCAGAAGGUGGAUGUGUGGAUCACCGUGAGUACGUGCUGUACGACAAAGCCGCCAUUUUGCCUCUCUACCUCGUCGAUUUUGAGCACUUGCCAGACUGUGGGUGCUGCAUGUGUAGCCCGUGA
Effrenium voratum is the source of this 756-nucleotide messenger RNA. The record is from the annotation of a GenBank genome assembly. Lineage: Eukaryota; Dinophyceae; Suessiales; Symbiodiniaceae.